AGCCGUCGAGUACACCCAUGGCAGUGGUUACGCAGGUGCCAGUCCUGGGCGCUAACGGAACGGGCCAGCGGUGGAGUAACCUUACCGAUACCACCCCCAAGGUCAGCGACCCCAUAUCGGCCGACGACGAUUUCACGGGCGUGUACGAGACCCCUGAGAUGAUCAAGGCUGAAAGGAAUUUGAGCAACUUGAUAUACGACAACCACAGCUUCUACAACAGUACAUUCGUCGGUAACCAUCAGUUCUUCCUGGAGCACUGGGCGAACAUCAGCAAGCACCCGGCGCAGCCGCACGACAUGCUCAGCAACUCGUACAGGAAGGCCACGACAGUGAAGCUGAGUUUCCUGUUUCCAUUCUACGGGAGCUACAUCCAGACUAUAACGGUGGCGACCGGCGGGUUCAUAUACACCGGCGAGCACACGCACUCGUGGAUCGCCGCGACGCAGUACAUCGCGCCGCUGAUGGGCAACUUCGACACGUCCCUCAACAACAGCAGCAGGAUCAUGCUCUCGGACGACGGCAGUAAAUUCACCGCGUUCUGGGAGAACGUCGCGCUGCUGGAGGUGCCCGACAAGCUGUUCACGUUCGCCGCCACGCUGUACAAGAACGGGGACAUCGUGUUCGCGUACAAGAACGUACCGAUACCGGUACAGAAGAUCGACGACAAGUCGCAUCCGGUCAAGAUAGGCAUCAGCGACGCCUACCUCACCGACAAGAUCAUAUUCUACGUGAGACGCAAGACGGUGUACGAGUAUCACCGCGUCUCGUUCAAGAAGUACGAGAUCACGAACGGCACCGUGCUGAUGAUGACCGCGCUGCCCACCUGCGUGCAGUACACCACCUGCGACACCUGCCUCAACCACAACACCAGUUUCCAGUGCACUUGGUGUGAAAAUAUCAAGAAAUGUUCGAGCGGCACCGACAGGAACAAGCAGGACUGGCAGUUGAGGAAUUGCGACAACACGUUGGUGUUGAACGCCACCUGGUGUCCCGCGCGCAACGCGACGGGUCCCGCACUGAACGUGUCGCGCAUCACCGGCGACGCAUAUAAUAAAAUCAAUGAAUGGUUCGUCGAGUACAAACAGCAGCAAACUAGUAGCGCAAGUUUGUCGUUUCAAAAAUUAACCGUUAUAAUAAUAUAUGUAUGCCCGUGCGCGCGUGUAGUGAACACGGCCGAUACCGAGUCGUCCCCGCAUGCGGGCGGUGGCGCCACCAGCAUGAAGCGCGAGCAGGUGGGCGCGGGUGCGGGUGCGGGCGGGGGCGGUGGCGGGGGCGCGGUGGGCGGGGCGGUGGCCGCGUGCGCGUGCGUCGCGCUGGUGGCCGCCGUGGCCGCGUGGGCGCUGUACGCGUUCAGGAACCCGCACACGCGCAGCGGGCAACUGUUCAUCAAGUACCGGCCGUCGCAGUGGAACUGGCGGCGCGGCGAGGCGCGAUACACCGCCGCCACUAUACACAUGUAACGUGACGUCACACGCCCCAACCAACCACCCACCACCACCACCACGCACCGCGCAACACACACACACAUACACACACACACACACACGCAACAUCACAUACAUACAUCACAUCUUCGCGUAACAACAUAUAAUUAGUUGCGACACAAUAAACGGUCGCCGCUCUUCACAAUAACAUGGUGCGUGUGCUCGUUAAUAUAAGGUUCAAUACUGUCGUUUAUAUAACAAUGCCCCGCUAAAUUAAAAUUAAUCGUGUAACAUUUAUAUAUAAUUGAAUAGACUAUAUUUUCAUCAUACAUAACUGAUAAUUUACAGAACCUCUGGUAGCUGUCCAAUGAGAGCUCGUUAUUUGACUAGUCACGUGCACCGUGCAUAGCUCCGGAUACAUACUGAAUAUUAAACAUGUAAAAAUAUCCAUUACACAAACAAAAUGUCCUAAUUAUUUAUAACCAAAUAAUUGUGAUUGCAACUAGACGACCAGUGGCCGCAACUCUGCGUCGCUUUACUUUUAAUCUAUACCUUCACAUUAAUCUAAUAUUACAUUUAGCAUAAGGUGCUCAACAUCAUAAAUGUAACAUGUAACAUUUCUAAACUAAUUACUACUGAGUUUUUUCUAUCUCUUACAAGAGAAAAAAUAAUAAUCUAAUAACCGUCUCCUAACUUAUUUUUGAUUUAUUUAAUUUAAACGCACUGUAAUGAAUUUCUCGACUUUCUGUCAGUGAACUUGUAAUAUUGACGCGAUCAAUGUUAUAUAAACGACGACUUAUUGUGUUAUACAAUGGAAUUACUUUCGCACCGUCUCGCCUGAUGCGUACAGGACCUGUGGCCACUUGUACUAUCACAGGCAACUCUCGACCAAAUGCUGACGAUCAGAGUACAUUCAGACAAUGCUCAAAUACUAUUUGAAAUGGUGCCUAAGAAUAUCACUAGUACUCGAAAACAACUAACUUUCAUUUUGUCAUCAGCACACGGACAUUCAUAUCUCAGGGCCCUUCGUCGGCACCACCACGUUGUGUUUGGAUAUAAAUUGUAAACAGUAUGCCGGAGUACAUCUUUAAACUAAUUUGAAAGUGUAUAAUUUAUAGCAUUCAUGCGAAUUACACCGAAUUAAAUUAUCGUAUGUGAAUAACGAUUGCCGUCCCGUGUAGUGUAAUAUGAGCCCUAAAGGUAUACUCUCGCAUAUUAUGACAUAUCAAUUUGCCUAUGUGCUACGAGCUUUUUAUAUAUAAAUAUCUGCCGUCUCCCUCGUUACCUAACAGUAGAAAGAGACGAUAGAACAAGAUCGACACUUGUGCCUUCAUAGAUAUUAUACGUUAUCGAAGAAAAUAUAUCGAAUGUAAGUUAUAACAUUUAUAAUAACGGUAAUGUUUUAAUAACAUGAUCAGCGGUGAGAGUAGGUAGAUUGAAUUUAUCUGAAGUAUACAUAUCAAUGUGAUAUAAUAUUAUGGAAAAAUUGUUCAAAAAUUGUUCUGAUUUAAAAGCAUGGACUGGGAUCCAAUAUGAAUACAUUGAAUAAUGGGUAUACGUUGCUUUCAACAUGGAUAAGCAUUCAACAGUAUUCAGUUGAGUGCUUAUCCAUGUUAUUGUGUCCGCGAGUAAAUCAAUGUACCUACUCACCGGCCGGGGGUGUCGUCGAUCAGCAUGACGUACGCUUAUUGCGCACUGCAAUAUUGGCAACGGGCAAUCUGUGUGUGUGUACGUGUGUGUGUACGCGUGUGUGUGUGCGUGUGAUGAGCGCAAUAUCCUUCGCGACGGACGCUCUGAGGUGAGCGAGCGAGUAACGCGCCGCCGUCGUGUCAUGAUAAUAUAAAAGCUUUCUUUUAUUUGAUAUACGACGAGGGAUCGCGUGCACCGUUUCAAUAUUGCAAAACGGAAUGUUGAUCUCUAGUAUUUAAUCGGCUUGUUGCUUAAAAAAAAAUUUAGACGUUUUUACUUAAAUCCAAUGUAAUUAAAUUUGGUAUAUAACAAGGAGCUUCUAAGAAAAUAUUAUUAUAUUAUCCGAUUUAUAGAAGUUUAUGUACAAAUUUAGCAAUAAUAAUAAAACGUUAAGACUUAGCUAACUAGCGACAGUGAGGAUUGUGACAUCUGCCUGUAUCUGUAUCUGUUGUGUAUCCAAAGUGCCUUUAUAUUACGUCCGUCCCACACUGAAGUCAAUUAUACACUAUCUUAAUCGUAAUAUUAAUACACAUUCCCGGUCUGUCUGAUAUCUGAAUAUAAUAAAAACUGAAUAACGCAACCGGAGGGCAAGCGAUAUAACGGCAGCUCUGUGACACUGUCGGACCGUUGUGAUCGGCUUGGAUAGAAUGUGUUCGGUACGAACUGAACGAUGGCGUCGUAACAUUCAUUAUGUUAGCUAAUAAUGAAGUGAGAUUUUGUUUUCAAUGUUCGAUUUAUAUCCAGGUGUGUGAUAAUAUUUUUUUGUAUUUUUUAGAUAUUUAUGUAAUAAUAAUGUAAUGAUAAUUAUAAUGGAAAUCUCAAAAUCUGUCCAUAUAGAUCUUUGUACAGAAUCUUAAGAUCGAUUAUAAUGUAUUGUUUUAAAGAAUCUGUGUAUGUUUUAUUGAUAUCUAACGGUAGCUGAUAAUGAGAUAUUGUAAUGCGCACGCCACAGACGACAAUGACGACGGACAAAUAUUAUAUAAUGUGACGUUUGUGCUUUUUUAAUUAAUAUUUUAGUGUGUAUACACUUUGGACUUUCUUUGAUUUUUAAUAUAUAUUUAAUGAAUCGUAUGACAGGCAGCUUACUGUAUAAAUAUAAAUAUUUGUAUCUGGUAACAAUUUUAUAUUAUGCAAUAUCAAAUUAAGGGAACUUUUUUAGGUUUAUAUAUAAGUUGCAGAUUAUUUCGGCAUUAUAAAUGCUUCGUGCAACUCUAUGGUUUGCUCAUCAGAUUCUCUAUUUGUAUGAAGUAUAUUCGGUCGGUUCAUUGUUCAGAUGCAAGUUGAAUACUCGUUAGUGCGUUUGCGCUUGGAUCUUAUUGUUCAGUUAAUAAAUUGUAGUGAAUGCGCGCGCGCAAGCAAAUCAUUUAUUUUGAUUGUUCCGAUUUUCAUGUGGUUUAUAGCUCCGAUAUAAUUUUAAGUAAGAAAUAACUUUAAGUCUCGAAUUAAUAUAUGAGCACUCAAAAAAGACAUUGUAUUUGAAGAGCGAUACGACGAAAUAUUAGAUCAAACUGAACUCAUUAAAAUUAAAUUCGAUAAUUAUUAUAAUGUAUUGCUUCAAAUCGAAGAUGCGUUCAAUAGAAAUCUUAGGAUCUGUUAACUUGUCACAAGUGCAGACUGACCCCAGCAAAAGCGUGUUCAUCACAUUAAUCGUGCGGGCCGGCAUCGAGCGUAGCACACAGUGCCGGGUGGAUUGUGUCUUGUAAUGAACCGAUUCAUAUCGUAAAUAUGAAAUUGUACGAUAUAUUGGAUUGAAUAAUGUUAACUUACAAUAGUCGUCGAGGUCAUUCAUUGCGAUGGUUGAAUUGAUGGCUGUACCAUAGAUGAAUUAGUUAAGAUAUUUUAUAUGAACAUAGGUGAUAUUAUGUAUAUAAAAAAAAUAUGUUAUUGCCUUAAAGUUACUUUGUAAUUGUUUUGACGUAUUUUUCGUAAAUAAAAGAAUGAUAAGAAAACGUUUGCAUACUUUGGACUCGUAGUUAUACACCAAAGAUUGAAUGAAAAUGAAAAAAUAUGCCUAUUUCCAUGGUAUAUUGAUAUGGUUCGAAAUAUUCGCCUGCCCUGCGAUGAUUUCCCGCGAUCACUCGAGCGGUGAAAUGGACAGUGCAAGUAUGAAUAAUUUGGAAAUUUCACCUCUAGUUAAGUUGGACAGUGUACACUUAAUAAUAGGGACCAACUUUGAUUUUACAAAUAAAUGGUGUCGUCG
Molecule: messenger RNA, 5313 nt
Organism: Diatraea saccharalis (sugarcane borer)
Lineage: Eukaryota; Metazoa; Arthropoda; Insecta; Lepidoptera; Crambidae
Source: the annotation of a GenBank genome assembly